Trematomus bernacchii (emerald rockcod) is the source of this 2110-nucleotide messenger RNA. It is a transcript of the gene trip4, whose product is annotated as thyroid hormone receptor interactor 4. Gene Ontology annotation, molecular function: transcription coactivator activity; zinc ion binding. The record is from RefSeq and is a predicted model, not a curated record. The transcript is spliced from 13 exons. The coding region runs from base 95 to 1813 and encodes 572 amino acids. Gene Ontology annotation, biological process: positive regulation of DNA-templated transcription. NCBI's taxonomy places the organism in Eukaryota, Metazoa, Chordata, Actinopteri, Perciformes, Nototheniidae. Gene Ontology annotation, cellular component: nucleus.
UGUUAUGUCGUCGACUGGAAACACACAGUCAGUUUGUGUUUGACAAGCCACCGCAACUUUGGUGAGCUUUGACUGUAAAGUAUUUCAGUUAAAGAUGUCGGAGGCAUUGUUGCAGUGGUGUGUGAACCAGCUACACCACAAGUUCGGGCUGGAGGCAUGUGAAGACAUCGUCCAAUAUGUUCUAUCCAUCGAAAAUGCUGAGGAGAUUAAGGAUUAUAUGGGAGACCUCCUGCAGGGCACAGAUGGGAGGAAAGGACUGUUCAUAGAUGAGUUCGUCAGCAGAUGGAUGAAGACUCAGAGACAGACCACAGAUAGCUCAAGUCUUUUCCAUCUCAAGGAACCUUUAUCAUCUCCAGAUUCACAGGACAUGAGCAAAGACUCCCUGAAAAAGUCUAAACGCAAGGGCCGUAACAAACAGGAAGUAAUGGCUGUGAGCCAAUCAGAGCCUGAGCCAGAGGCAGUGAAAACCCCCAUUGAUCUGAUGAGGGCCCAGGAAAACACAAGUUCAUCCUCAACAAAGAAGAAGAGUAAGUUUGUCAAUCUCUAUGCUAAAGAGGGGCAAGACAAGAUGUCCAUCUUGUUCCCAGGUCGACAUGCUUGUGAGUGCCUCGCCCAAAAGCACAAUCUUAUCAAUAACUGCAUCAGCUGUGGUCGCAUCGUAUGUGACCAAGAGGGCUCUGGACCCUGCCUCUUCUGUGGAAGCCUGGUGUGCACAAGAGAGGAGCAGGAGAUCCUGCAACGAGACUCCAACAAAAGCCAGAAGCUAAGAAAGAAGCUUAUGGGAGAUGGUGGAGAAAGAGAUUAUCUACCAAACCAAGAGGCCAAGAUGAAGGCUGGCUUGGAAAAAGCUGUCCAGCACAAGGACAAACUGCUGGAAUAUGAUAAGAACAGUGUGAAGAGAACACAGGUUCUGGAUGAUGAGUCGGAUUACUUUGCCACUGAAUCCAAUCAGUGGUUGUCACCCAAUGAGAGAGAAAAGCUGAAGAAGAAGGAAGAGGAGCUGAGAGACCUUCGCCAUGCCUCUCGCAAGGAUAGGAAGAUCACGCUGGACUUUGCUGGUAGAAAAGUGCUUGAUGAAGGCAACAACCUCAACGACUACUACGACAAGUUGGAUGAGACCCUCAGGGCUAUGAACAGCGACUCUCCUUCAAAAUCCCCAAUGUUUUCGAGACAAGGUGGAAGGCAGACCCUCGGAGACCUGGUCAACCCCAACAUAAUGCAAGCUGCACCUGAGUGGGUGGAUGUCGGAGGCAGUGAAAGCUACAAGAAAAACACGAAGCAGGGAAAGAGCUCGGCGGAGGAAAAGGGAGGAGAAGAUCGUCAAAAGCUGAGGCUCCAAGACAAGGACCUGCAGGAGAUGGCUGACGGGGGCUGGUGCCUGAGCAUGCACCAACCAUGGGCCACACUGCUGGUCAGAGGCAUCAAGAGGGUCGAGGGGCGGACUUGGUACUCAUCCCAUCGGGGUCGUCUUUGGAUUGCUGCUGCAGCCAAGCAGCCGUCUCCACAGGAGAUUGCUGAGGUGGAAGCCAUGUACCGCCACAUCGACAAGAAAGAUCCAAGGUUUCCUAAAGACUACCCCACCGGCUGCCUGUUGGGAUGCGUCAAUAUGACGGACUGCCUCUCUCAGGAGCAGUUCAGAGAACAGUUCCCUAAUACCUGUGAGGAGUCUGCUUCCCCAUUCGUCUUCAUCUGCACCAAUGCCCAAGAGAUGCUGGUGAAAUUCCCCAUGAAAGGGAAGCACAAGAUCUGGAAGCUGGAGAGCCAGUACCACCAGGGUGCCAAGAAGGGGCUGGUCCCAUCGGCCGCAGACUGACGUCAGAGGAGAGGCAGAGGAGGAAAAACAGUCUGAUCUCACGGGAAUGUGGCAUAGAUGUUUUCCAAGAAUGGCUCCAUUCCCCACUAGGUUGUCCUGACAUUUUAUCAGGAGUUAUCAAUGCUGACAUAUUAUUGCUAUCAGCUCUACACCUGUUGUUAAUCAGUGGCAUUUGACAUUUACAUAAGGCAUAUUGCUUAAACGUAUGCAGAACAUAGACAUGUAAUAAUUGGGAAACAUUUCUACAAUCUUCUUUAUCUCUGUUUCAUUUUCUGCAGAAAUAAAAUAGAAAAAUCC